UAAAAAGAGAAGGAAAAACAAGAACCCCAUUGAAAGAAUAAAAAGGACAAUGCCAACAAGAAUGGUUACAUACUUGAGAGAAAGGACAGUAUAUGUUUCUGUUCUUGUUGAGGGGCCUAGGAGAAAGAGGAGCAGUUCAUCAAAUAACAAAUAUCAUAACCAUCAACAUCUUCAUGUUAGACAUGUUGCUAAUGGUGGAGGAUACAAUAGGAAAGCUCAGCUUCUUGAUUACUCAAGAAAUCUUCGAGCUUCGGCGCGAUCACAACCAUCAACACCUUUGGUUCCACAGCCAAUUCAAAGACAGAAUUCUCAGAUUGUUGCAGUGAAAAAUAAGCCAAGAUAUGUAAGUCUUCCAACUUGUAUGGGACACUGGAAAUUUGAAAUGCCAAAAUUCCUCAGAACAUUGAUGCAUCGGAAUAAGAAAUCCAAGAAAAAGAAGAAUAUGGCUUCUAGCACCAAUAAAAUAAAAGCUAUGGUAAAAACUUUUCAGGUUCAAAGAAAGCCUGGCCUAUUUUCCAAAUUUUUUGCUUCACUACGAAAGGGUCGUCGAUGAACAGACUCAUCAACUAAGUCCAAGAAUCAAGGUGUUCAAAGGUCCAUCCAUUAACAAACUGAAGAUUGAUAAUUCCUAUCAAAUCUUACUUUCAUGUCCCCUCUUCAUUUCAUUUUAUUUUUUCUAUCUCCUAUAUAUUGGAGGGAGUGGGAUAUACUUCAAGCUCCCAAGCUUAGAAGAAGUUACCUGAAAGAUUUUCGGCUUAUUUAGGUAAACGGCAUCACAAUCACAAUCACAAUCUUAGUCUGAUUACAAUGUAAGCUAGUGUGGAAUAGUUUAUUUAUUGAAAACA
Nicotiana tabacum (common tobacco) is the source of this 845-nucleotide messenger RNA. RefSeq lists its product as uncharacterized. Lineage: Eukaryota; Viridiplantae; Streptophyta; Magnoliopsida; Solanales; Solanaceae. The record is from RefSeq and is a predicted model, not a curated record.